UCGAGAGCGGUAUUAAAGAUCACUUCACAUACAAUUUAAUGAGCAACUCAUUAAAAGAAUUUCUAACCCGAAGAUGUUUGUUACUUUGCUGCGCUCAUUACGUUUUAUUGAUACCUCUUGACUCUCUAUGGCGGCGAGAAUUUGAAGGGUCAUCGCAAAGAAUUAAAUUAGCUGCGAGACUAGCACAGUAUAGCUAAAGGAAUAGCUUAAAGUCUCAAAAUAUAUAUUUUUUCUUUCUUGACACAGUUUUUUUUUUUUAGAUGCUGAAGCACUUGCUUCCAUUGCUCAGCUUAGAGGAAGUGAACGCUGACAAGAUAACGGUAUAAAAGCAUGCGCAAGGUCGACGCAGUGAUGCAUUAACAGAAUGGCUACACGAAAACUAACUACAGCAACACUAUUCUACGGCUUGUUUUGUGUUGCGCACGCAGCCGCUUUGGAGCCUACGUUGGUUAAUGGCACCACCACAAGCGCGCCUGCGACAGUGAGUGUCAACACGAGCACAACAGCCACCACAACUACAACUACAACACCAAUCAAUACUUUGGACACCACAAUUGUAACACCAAACGAAACUGAGCUCGAACUCGAAGUGCUCGACGAGCCUAUGGCGCGUCAGGCUGUUGAAGAGGGACGCGCUGUCACACCGAUUGGCACCAAAGAUUUAGAUGGACGUAGCGCCUACAUAAACAAUCAAUAUGUGGCCGAUGAAUCACCGUUAUCCUACAAUGAUACCUCGCCACCGCUCUAUCAAUUUCUGCAAGAACAAAUGGAGCACAUACUCGCUUCGAGUUUGCCCGGUGAAUAUCGUCUGGAGAAUAAGGAGAGUGUCUCAAGCAAUGCGGUUGGCAAGGAGAUGACCGUUAAUGGUUAUGGUAUGCCAGCGUUACAAAAUGCUGUCAGCAGUCCGGUAUUCGCUUAUGGCAGCACUAAUUUUCAGGAAGAAGAUGAUGAUAUGGUGGGCGCGUAUGGUAAGGGUCCUGAAGAUAAGUACUAUCAAGGUACAGCGCCUACCAAACCGAGCACACUGGAGUUACCGAAACCAAUGAAAGUACAUAGCGUUAACACGCGUCCCAAAUUGACACACACAGCGACAACAACAACAACAACCACCACAACCACAGAGGCACCGAAAGCGCCCAGCUUAGGUGGCUAUGGUGGCAGUCAGUUGUCAUUGGCCGCGGCACAGCAGUACAAACCACAAGUCUCCAACAAUAAUAAUAACAACAACAACAACAACAACAAUGGUUAUGGCACACAACAUCUGUCCAGCUAUAAGCCCCAAAUAAAGGAAGAGUACUACACACCCAACCCGAGCAAGUACACUUAUGUGCGCCAAAAUAGCACCGUACACAUGCGCAAGCGGCGCAUCACAUUCAAGACGGUGGCGUCUGCCUCGCAGAUUAUCUCCACACCACUGGCAGAUUUGAUGUUCAAAUAUUCGAUUGGUGUGGCCAAGCCCUCGAUGGCGGCCGGUGGCAAUUCUCUGUACGAGCAGGAUGAUCAACCCAUACGUAAUACCAUAUCCAGUGGCUACAAUGAUAAUCUGGAUCUGCCUAAGCAUUCGUACGGCGGUAAAAUUUCGCACAGCAGUCACAGAAAGAAUUAGGCGUGCUAGCUUAGAGAUAUUCUUACAUAUAUUAUUUAUUGCAUAAAAUAAAAAUCGAGACUAUAAAUUGAA
Molecule: messenger RNA, 1678 nt
Organism: Zeugodacus cucurbitae (melon fly)
Lineage: Eukaryota; Metazoa; Arthropoda; Insecta; Diptera; Tephritidae
Product: rho GTPase-activating protein gacF
Exons: 2
Coding region: 365-1606 (413 amino acids)
Source: RefSeq, a predicted model, not a curated record